AUGAAAAGUAAUGAAGUUGCUGCAUUUGUUGAUAGCUUUGCUCAAAAUCCAGCGCAAGAUAUACCAGCAGAGUUUUUAGAUCAAUUAAAGAAAUACUCAAGCUAUGUUGAAGAAUUCGACAUUGUUACAAUUACAAAUCAAUAUAAUUUCAUACCAAAGAACGUUGAAAAGAUACUAUCAAAUCCUUAUUUAUGCUCUGAAAUGCAAGUUUGCGACCUUAUCACUGAUAUAUUGUUUAAAUUCAUAACAGCAAGAAACAAUCCAGGAGAUCAGCCAUCGCUUUGGGCAGCAAAUUUAUUACGGAAACUUGGAAGUCAACAAUCCAAACUACAUUCGCUCUUUGGAUUGCCAGGAAACUUAGUUAUUAAAGCAGUAAUGCAUUAUCCACGAGAAUAUAUGCAAUCCAUUACAGAUGAAGCACUUUCAACUAUUGCUCUCUCAUCGCCUCCAAAAAAUCUUAUACCAUACUUACUUGAAGAAUUAGAAAAAAGAAAAUUAGAAAUUCCUCCUCAACUUAUUAUGUGCAUUGAUAUUGCAUCUCCAAACAUCUCACCAGCAUUGAUGAUAUCAAUCUUUAACAUAUAUAUCAAUGCUCCAACCAUCCAAUUUGCAGAACAAUUAGUUUCUGCCAUAAAAAUACGCCCACAGAUUCAUAUAAUGUUUAUAUCAGAUUUAUCGAUGUAUAAUAUUUCCAAUUUAAAAAAUUCAUUGGAAAUUUUAGGAUCUGUGAUAUCUCAACAAAAUUUUGAUUUUCCUCUUUCUUGUUUGUAUUCACCAGUCAUACAAGAUAUUGCUGAUGAGAUCCAAUACACUUAUAAGUCAAUUACUUCAACACAAUUAGAAUUUAUCUCUCAAACAUUGAAAGAAUUCACAAAUGACCAGAUUCCUUUCCUAUUUCCAUUAGUUUUAGAAUUUCCAUUAUUAGGAAAAGCUAUUUUAGAUAUUGAUGAAAGAGUUAGAGAAUUAUUUUCUUUAUAA
Messenger RNA from Trichomonas vaginalis G3, 978 nucleotides. RefSeq lists its product as uncharacterized. The transcript has a single exon. The coding region runs from base 1 to 978 and encodes 325 amino acids. Lineage: Eukaryota; Parabasalia; Trichomonadida; Trichomonadidae. The record is from RefSeq and is a predicted model, not a curated record.